Chenopodium quinoa (quinoa) is the source of this 1006-nucleotide messenger RNA. Its product is annotated as ras-related protein Rab5-like. NCBI's taxonomy places the organism in Eukaryota, Viridiplantae, Streptophyta, Magnoliopsida, Caryophyllales, Amaranthaceae. The record is from RefSeq and is a predicted model, not a curated record. The transcript has 8 exons. Gene Ontology annotation, molecular function: GTP binding; GTPase activity. Bases 234 to 776 code for a protein of 180 amino acids.
AGAAAUACCAACAAAAUUAUCUAACAAAAAGUGCUAAUACUGACCAAACUACUAGUCAAACCUAAGAGUCUUAAUUUCUCCUCUGUUCUUCCUUAUUACCUUUUUAAUAUUAUCAUUUUAAUAAUUGUAUCUAACAAAGUUUUUUCGUUUCUUCAAUUUUCUAAAAUAUUUGGACUUGAUCAACAUGGCAACUAAGAACGUUCAAGCCAAGCUGGUAGGUGCUUCUUGGGGAUAUGGGAACAGGGAAAACAAGCUUAGUUUUGAGAUUUGUAAAGGGCCAAUUCUUCGAUUGUCAGGAAUCAACAAUUGGAGCAGCAUUUUUCACUGAGGUGUUGUCCUUAGAUGAGGCAAUUGUAAAACUUGAUAUAUGGGAUACUGCAGGACAAGAACGAUACCAAAGCUUAGCUCCUAUGUACUACCGCGGUGCAGCUGCAGCUGUCGUGCUCUAUGACAUUACUAGCAUGGAAUCAUUUGAGAAAGCGAAAAGAUGGAUUGAGGAAUUGCAGAGACAAGCAAGUCCUCGCAUGUUCACUGCAUUGGUUGGCAAUAAGGCAGACCUUGAUGAGAAGAGGGAGGUAGACAACGAGGUAGCUGAGGAAUAUGCAAAACAAAAUGGGUUGCAUUUCUUUGAAACUUCUGCUAAAACUGCACAGAAUGUCAAUGAGCUCUUUUAUGAAAUAGCAACGACAUUGGCAAGAACUUGUCCCUCACGUUCAAGUGGAAUGAAAAUUCAAAUCAGACAAAGUCGACGAGGAAUGUAUUGUUGCUUCAGUUAAUACAAUGCUGAUGAAGUACCUGAUGUUCACUGUUAUUAUCAAAAGACAGAAGCUGAAACAGGGAAGUCAAUGCAGAAACCUGGUGUGAAGAACAGAGCACUACCUUAACAGAUAUUUGUAUUAUGUGCAUUGUGUGUUCUAAAGUCUUGUUCUCUUGCAAGCUACACUUGUCUAUAAACUUUUCCUAAGCUAUUCUAUGAAAGCAACUUCAAUCCUAGAGUAACCAAAAA